Messenger RNA from Oncorhynchus masou masou (cherry salmon), 2196 nucleotides. RefSeq names its product RAB10, member RAS oncogene family (gene rab10). Lineage: Eukaryota; Metazoa; Chordata; Actinopteri; Salmoniformes; Salmonidae. Gene Ontology annotation, biological process: cellular response to insulin stimulus. The transcript is spliced from 6 exons. The coding region runs from base 521 to 1126 and encodes 201 amino acids. Gene Ontology annotation, cellular component: Golgi apparatus; recycling endosome; insulin-responsive compartment. Gene Ontology annotation, molecular function: GTP binding; GTPase activity. The record is from RefSeq and is a predicted model, not a curated record.
GAGAGUAGGCGUGUAUGUAAACUAGGGUGUCGCCGAGGUGGCUGUAUUCGAAGGCGACAGUCUAUUCGGCUAAUAAUUUGACAAAACAAAUAAUGUGAUAAGAUCGGUAAUUUGACCUCCAAAAAUUUAUAAUUCUUCUUGAUCGAGAGUCCCAAAAUGUUUGGAAUAACGGGGUAUGCCGACCAGUUUAAUGAGCUCGGUGGUAGUUUGAAGAAAGAGUAAGUCGGGGAGCCAUUUUGUCUCGGCAGGGUGAGAGAAAGAAAAGGGGAAUCACACGGGAGAAUAUAUUUUUUUAUUCACAUGCUGUAAGAGAAACGGUUCUGUUUUUGGAAAUAACAUUGGUUACACAUCGGAUACGGUUGCGACACUCUACCCUCUGCGAACUAUCAAACUAACUUGGACAUCAACAAUAUCAUAAUCACACGCUGAUAUUCCACCUCUCUGCUCGUAACUCGCGCUGGCUCUCUAGACCUGCGGGAGAUAGUUUAUCGUCUGUCCGGUGAAUACAUCUGGUUUAUCGAUGGCGAAGAAGACCUACGACCUGCUCUUCAAGCUCCUGCUGAUCGGGGACUCGGGCGUGGGGAAGACCUGCGUGCUGUUCCGCUUCUCAGACGACGCCUUCAACACCACCUUCAUCUCCACCAUAGGAAUAGACUUCAAGAUCAAAACUGUUGAACUCCAAGGAAAGAAGAUCAAACUACAGAUAUGGGACACCGCUGGUCAGGAGCGGUUCCACACCAUCACCACGUCCUACUACCGAGGCGCCAUGGGCAUCAUGCUGGUCUAUGACAUCACCAACGCCAAGAGCUUCGAGAACAUCAGCAAGUGGCUCCGCAACAUCGACGAGCAUGCCAACGAGGACGUGGAGAGAAUGCUGCUAGGCAACAAGUGUGACAUGGAGGACAAGAGGGUGGUACCAAAAGCCAAGGGAGAGCAGAUUGCCAGAGAACAUGGUAUUAGAUUUUUUGAGACGAGUGCCAAGGCCAACAUCAGCAUCGAGAAGGCUUUCCUCACGCUAGCAGAAGACAUCCUCAGAAAGACGCCCGUCAAAGAGCCCAACAGUGAAAACGUGGACAUCAGCGGUGGGAGUGGAGUCACAGGAUGGAAGAGCAAGUGCUGCAGUUAGAACAGCCCUCUGUCCCUCCCUCACACACACUGACAUGCACACUCUUUAUCUCUAGUAGCUAACUCUCUAACACUCAUCCCCUCGAUAUUUUGUCAUCAAUUCUCUUGACCAAUUCCCUCUUCUCCCCUGUCCCCUCUCUCUCUUCUCCCCUGUCCCCUCUCUCUCUCCUCCCCUGUCCCCUCUCUCUCUCUCCUCCCCUGUCCCCUCUCUCUCUCCUCCCCUGUCCCCUCUCUCUCUCCUCCCCUGUCCCCUCUCUCUCUCCUCCCCUGUCCCCUCUCUCUCUCCUCCCAUCUCCAUCUUCCUCUGGAAAUAUACCACUUGUCUGGUCCCCCCCAUCUUCUUAGCUUUCUAAAGAUCAGUUUGUUUCUGAUAAAAAGAUAAAUCAUGUUUCCUGUUUAUUUGCAAAAUGAGAGUGAAAGUCAGUAAACUUUUUAAUCUUUCCUUUGGCUGAGGCCUCCUGGUCCCCUCACCAUUGGUCAAAGAAAAAAACAAAUAAGAAAAAAAAUGUAGGAUUAACAUUUUGUACACUAGUGGGUUAUAUUAUCAAGGUGCCGUAUUUUGACAUUUUUGACAUUUGUAAACGAGUAACGGAGAUGGGGUUUAUUUAGUCUUGUGCCUUAUAUGGAAGACGGGUGGAACCUCACCCACCCAAUUAAAUUAAAAGUUUGGUAUUCUGGCUCCUCCCACGACGGAGCGAAGCAGAAAGGUUUGAAUUUCCCCACCAACCAGAUCUUGUUUGGAUGUCUGCUUAACGAUGGGGGUUUGUUUGGGUUGGGAGCAUUUGUGAUGCCAUGUUUCUGUACCGUUGAAACUUUCACUCUGUUUUCAUUUAGCAGACGCUCUUAUCCAGAGUGACUUAUAGGAGCAAUUAGGGUUAAGUGCCUUGCUCAAUGGCACAUUGACAGAUUUUUCACCUUGUCAGCUCGGGGAUUUGAACCAGCGACCGUUCGGUUACUGGCCCAACACUGUUAACCGCUAGGCUACCUGCCACCCCUGUAUGUAAGAGAACGUUCUCAAGGAAAUUCAAACAGUUUUGCAGCUCCAUUAAAAAUAAGCUUGUUUAAGUCAUA